AUGUUGGCCAAAGUAUUACUUUCAAAUGAAAUACAAUAUAACCCCGACAAUUAUGAAUACGAAGAAACUUAUAUCCCUUUACACCAAGAAGAAUUAUUAUUUCUCAGUGAUUUAAGAAAGUACAAUUUAAAGGAUUUAACAGCUCCGUUCCCAAAAACAUCGGAUCCAUUGCGUUUUAAUCUGAAACAUCGAGAAGAAACCAUCAAACAAAUAUUACAAGUCGGCGCAAAACAUCACGAAGUCUAUCCUUUGCAGAAGAGCAAACAACAAUUAUGUUUUUUCAUUGCAAAAGGUGGCAGUGGCAUUGGAAAAACACGUAUCCUCUCAGAGAUUCCCAAUAUUCUUCGCAAUGGAGAAUUGGAUGAUAUUUUCAAAAACACCAAUAUUAUUUAUUUUAACUUUGCAAAUGGAUGUUCUUUGACUGAUACUGAUAGAGAUAAGAAGCCUGUUUCUAUGAUUGUAUCAGGAAUAGUUUAUGCUGCUUUUGAAAACCCUUCAGAAUUAGUCCAAAAAACUCCACCAGGUGAGAAUGAUUUCUUUCUCUAUGAAGUAAUGCGAAUAAUAUCAAAAAAGCUACAUGAAAAAUAUGGAGAUACUGUUAUUCCAUUAGUAUUGGCAUUCGAUGAAUAUCAAUUGGCUACAAGACUCAAGCCGGGUUUACACACUUCCAUUCAACAUACAUUAGGGUGGUAUAUGAGAUUCAUUCAGAAUAGACAUCAAAUUUUAUUGUUCCCAGCAUUUGAAGGAACUUUAACUGAAUCAGAUGCCAAGAUGGAGCCAGCACAAUAUACCUGCCCAUUUAUCACUUCCAUCAUUGAGACCUAUGGACAUUGCAGAGAUUAUGGCCGAUAUGGGGUUAUCAAAACUUUAUGA
Naegleria fowleri is the source of this 873-nucleotide messenger RNA. RefSeq lists its product as uncharacterized. The transcript has 2 exons. Bases 1 to 873 code for a protein of 290 amino acids. The record is from RefSeq and is a predicted model, not a curated record. NCBI's taxonomy places the organism in Eukaryota, Heterolobosea, Eutetramitea, Acrasida, Naegleriidae.